Messenger RNA from Tarenaya hassleriana, 1063 nucleotides. RefSeq lists its product as uncharacterized. Bases 74 to 955 code for a protein of 293 amino acids. NCBI's taxonomy places the organism in Eukaryota, Viridiplantae, Streptophyta, Magnoliopsida, Brassicales, Cleomaceae. Gene Ontology annotation, molecular function: sequence-specific DNA binding. The transcript has a single exon. Gene Ontology annotation, biological process: DNA-templated transcription. The record is from RefSeq and is a predicted model, not a curated record.
GCUGCCAUUAUACAUAAACGGUAACACAUGCCCAACGAACGAAAACAUAAAACAGCAAGCCGGAACUAGAGAGAUGGAAAAUUCAAAUGGGGGAGAUAUCGAUGAGACACAAAGGAGCUGCUUCGACGCAUGGAUGAGCUUGCAAGCUCAGAACAUGGUUGACCUGAAACAUGCCCUCGUCGACCACAGAUCAGUGGACCAAAACCAUGGCUUGGGCCAUCGUAACUGUAUCGACGAAGCCCUCAGAGAGUUGAACCAAAAGAUUGUAAGGGACUUCGAGCAAUACAUGAGGAAACGUUACGAGCUCGCUCGUCGUUUCAGCUCUCCUUAUUUCGCUCCUCCAUGGAAUAGCCAGUUGGAGAACGCCCUCCUCUGGAUGGGGGGCUGUCGUCCUUCGAGCUUCAUCCGCCUCAUCUACGCCCUGUGCGGAGCUGAGACGGAGAUGUUCCUGUCCAAAUUCAUCGACUUGUCGUCGUGUCCGAACUACUCCCCGGCAACCGACGUCAUCGGUGAGGUCGAGACAGGAUGCUCCAUUGGCGGGCUGACGACGACCCAGAUGAGGAAACUCAACGACAUACAUAUUGCGACUGUACAAGCGGAGGAUAAGCUUACGAGCCGCGUGGCGAGCGUACAGGAGGACACGUCGGACAAGCCAGCUGCCCUCGUGGCGUACUACGUGGAUUCCGUUGGAGGGUCUCACGAGGCGGUGGAGCGUGCAUUGGACAAGCAGGAAGCUGCUCUGGCAGAGAUCGUGUCGGAAGCCGACAAGCUCAGGUUAUCGACCAUGAAGAGUAUCAUCGGGAUCUUGUCGACCGUUCAGGCAUCCGAUUUUCUGUUCGCCGCCAAGAAGCUUCACCUUUCCAUGCAUGAGUGGGGAAGCCUCAGAGAUCGUCGCCGUCGUAAUGUCUGUGCCUUCGCCGGAGAAGACGGGCCCAGCAGAGUCGCCGACGAGUAAUGCAAUCGUCCAGUUUCCUUGAACGUAUUUUGCAUGAGUGGUUAAUUUGCUUUCGUAUCUGAUGGUUUUUUUUUCAGAAUCAAAUAAUGAUAAAUAUAGUUUUUUUUA